Poecilia latipinna (sailfin molly) is the source of this 3921-nucleotide messenger RNA. It is a transcript of the gene gal3st4, whose product is annotated as galactose-3-O-sulfotransferase 4. The record is from RefSeq and is a predicted model, not a curated record. The transcript has 6 exons. The coding region runs from base 383 to 1903 and encodes 506 amino acids. Gene Ontology annotation, molecular function: galactosylceramide sulfotransferase activity. Gene Ontology annotation, biological process: glycolipid biosynthetic process. Gene Ontology annotation, cellular component: membrane. NCBI's taxonomy places the organism in Eukaryota, Metazoa, Chordata, Actinopteri, Cyprinodontiformes, Poeciliidae.
GGAGCUGCGGCUCAAACGGCAACUUCCACUUCUGCCUGCGGACUGCUGCUGGCUGAAGCAGCCCUACCCCACCACCUCCAGGACAUAUCCUCCAGCUUCUGACUACAUCACCAGCAGCUUCAUCUCCUAACCUCGGAUCAGCUGUUUUCUAGUUCUUUCAUUUGUCACUUCAACAUCAACUUACAUACAUGUUAGUUCACCUCUGUCCUCCAGGUGGCAGCAUUGUGCCUAGUUUUCCAGGUUCCAUAAACAACAACAGAAGAGAUGAAGCCAUGAAAGUGAGCUGACUGAGAGAACAUCCUAAAUCCUCAGACCAUCAUGUUGACGCAAAUGUAACAACAUUUAGUCAGUGGAUGACUUCUCCAGAAAGCUAACAGACAGGAUGUUGCGGUGGCUGGUGUGUGGUCGGCUGGGACCAGUUUGGAUGUGGAAAGCACUUCUGCUGUUUCUGGCCAUUGCUUUUGCAGGUCAGCUGCUGGGAGUCAUCUUCAACAAAAGCAAUGUCCAGCCAGCCGCACGAUCCAUCUUUUCUUCUCCUGAUGCUCAGGGGCCGUCUCUGGGUUCCUGUCGGCCCCACACUCACAUCAUGUUCCUGAAGACCCACAAGACGGCCAGCAGCACGGUGCUCAACAUGCUGUACCGCUUCGGAGACGAGCACAGCCUCCGCUUCGCCUUGCCGCUGGGAUACCAGCUGGGCUACCCGCUGCCUUUCAACGCUCACAGGGUGAAAGGCUACCGAGGUCCCAGAGCCAUCGAGUUCCACAUCAUGGGGAAUCACAUGAGGUUUAAUAAGCUGGAGGUGGAGAAGGUGAUGCCUGCCGACACCUUUUACUUCUCCAUCAUCAGAGACCCGGUCGCUCUGGCUGAGUCUUCCUUUGCCUACUAUAAAGAAGUGGCCCCGGCCUUCCGGAAAGCCAAAGGAUUGGGGGAGUUUGCGGACGACCCUAAAAAAUUUUACGACCCUCGUCUACGGAACAACCACUAUGCCCGCAACCUGCUGUGGUUCGACUUUGGCCUCGACAACAACGCCAAUUUCUCUUUGGCGCUGGCUCGGCUCGGAGAGGACAUGAUCCGGCGGACCUUCAAGCUGAUUCUUGUCUCCGAGUACUUCGACCAGUCCAUGAUCCUACUGAGACACGCCCUCUGCUGGCCACUGGAUUCCGUUGUCUUCUUCAGCCUGAACGCUCGGCAGCAGAAGCCCAGCAGUGCCGGUGGGGUGGCUGGGACCUGGGUGGGCAAAGCAGCAGCAGCCGCUGGUGUUGGUAUUAGAGGCGGGCUUGUUCAAGCAAAGAUGGUACCGAACCUUUCCCUAACGCCGGAGCAACGGGAAAAGCUCAGACAGUGGAAUGCCUUUGAUUGGUACCUAUACAAAACCUUCAACAAAACCUUCUGGGAGGAAAUUGACAAGUUUGGUCAUGCUCAGAUGGAAAAAGAAGUUCGUCUGCUCAGGAUGCGUAGGGAAGACCUGGCCCGGGUGUGCCUCAGGGACGGGGGGAAGCCUGUGGAAGCUCAUCGGAUCCGGGACAAAAACAUUAGGCCGUUCCAAAGUGGAUUAGUUAAAAUUCUGGGUUAUGAGCUCCAGCCAGGGCUGGACAAUACCACUCGGAUGUCAUGCCUGAGGAUGAUCAGGCCUGAGAUCCAGUACAAGGAUGUGUUGGAUUCUAAGCAGUUUCCACAGUUCCAUGCCAUCCCAGCUCAGCAACAGAGCCAGAGGCUGCUGGUGGCCGUUGGUGGGACCUUUAUAAAACAAGAGCCACCCAGGAAAGGAAGAAAAGAGACGGGAGGAGAAGCUGGAGCUGGAGGAAGGACUUUGGACGAGGGAAUGAAAGACUGGGAAGGCAGCCGUUUAGUUAGGAACAACCAGACUUUGGUACGAGAGCAUGAAAAAGGAAGGCUUAGAUAGGAACCUGUCGUUUUCUGUCUCUGGAUGCUUGAAAUGACUUAGAAAUGGAUGAAUACUAGUUUUGUUUACCUGUGUGCAAACAAAAAGCUCUUCUAUUUUGACUUGUUUUUGUAAAUACUAUGAUAGCUGUAGUUAAUGUGGUCAUCAGAUGUUCUAAUAGCAGCAGUCACUAGGGCUGAGUGGUGUUUGCUUUUGAUCAAAUUUAGCCUUCCUGUUAUCAUAUCACUGUCUGCCAGGAAAGACUGUUGAGCAUUUUGAGAUGAUAUGAAUGAAUGAAUGAAUGACCAUUCAACAGCCCAUAUUGAUCUGCCAUUACCUCUAAAAACACAAUAAUUGAACAUAUGAAGAAAAGUGUUCAUAACACUGACUCCUAUAAUUACUAGUCAGCUCUGCUUCUGCUCGCUCCUCUAUGGUGUGUAUUAUUUUAUACACACCAUAGAGGUGUGUAUAAAAGUAGUGUAUUAUUUUAUAAUGAAAAUGCCUUGAGAUUGGUUUGGUUAGCUAGAACACAUGCUAACAGUUUGGUCAUGGAGUGAGUUGAAGAUUAUUUUAUCAUCACAGAUUUGUUCUAGUGUAGAGUAUAAUCUCUGCAGUUCAUCUCUUAAAGGGACAGUUUGGGGUUUAAAGCAGGGGUCCACUGAUUGGCCAGCCAACCGAUCUGAGCUCUACAAAGGUCUGGAAAUCAGCCACUGUCCUCUUUGCUCUGCUGUGAGAGACUGACUGAGGCCACGGCUGAACUUAGAGACUUAGUGGCUAUAUUUAGUGCCGUUUCAGAUACCUUUUAGCAGCUUUUUUUUUUUUUUACCGAACCGCGACUAAUGCAGUUCCUAUGUUAUCUGAGACUUUGGUGACAACUGACAGUGUCAGUUAUUAAAAAGAAACCAGCACUGUAAUCAGGUCAGGCUUUUUUAAUGGCUGGAAAACUGCAACUGUAAUUUACAGUAACUGGAUGGUCAGGCUAACAGCCAAUCAGAGGGGAGCAUAGACCAAUCAGAUUACUUCUUGCCAGACAUUUUAUAGUUGUUCAAGUAAAAGUGGUUUAAUUAGGAACAUGACUAUUUAAAUACCCAUUCAGUGGUAAAAGAAAAAAACACUUCAGAAGUUUAUAAAACUGUUUCCAUGAAGCACUCUAGCAUCAUGUUUGUUAUUCCUUUGAGCUGUAAGAGUUUUACUGAAUCUUAAUAAGUUUACAGAACCUUAUUCUAACAACAAAAGCAAAACUCCGAUUUUGAACUGAACUAGAGUUCCUUGGUGUUUAGUCCCUGCAACUCAGAUCUCCUGUAACCUUUCAGAGGUUGAGGUCUGUGGUUUAUGCAGAUGUUCCUAAACCUUUAAACAACACUUGUCUGAGAUGUUUUUACAUCAUUUAUAUUUAUCAUAAAUCAGUGAUAUUACUAAAUAUUUUUAAAAAUAUCCAUACAAGGGAACCCAGAACUGUAUCUGAACGAGAAAGGAAAGUGUUGUAAAAAUAAAAAAAAUACUACAUCGUGUUUAAAUCUCUGGCUUGAAUUUUGAGACUUUAGCUUAGUGGGACAGUCAAACCUGAGUGGAACGAUAAAUUGACUUCUGCAGGUAAUACGCUAAUCACUCAUGACUACUCCACAGAACCCUACUUUUAAGAUAUCCGAGCUGCCCUUUUUAACUAUAGAUGUCACGAAUGAUGAACUCUUCCUGUCCCACAGCAGGUAUGAUAUGAAGAAGCUUUGACUGCACAAUACAGUAUGUUUACCAGAGCACAGCCCACUUUAACUUCCAACCAACUGUUUAACUCCCAUCCAAAGUGGUGCUCUGGUCAUUUCUGAGUCGGUAUUCCUACAUCACCACCCAGCCCUAGCAGGAAUAUCAAAAAGCUGUGUGUUCUGUCUGUUUUCUUGUUUUUUACAUGAACUUUUAAAAUGUUGGUACUGCCUUUUAUUGUAUAAGAGAACUGGCGCUACAGCCUGUUUCCUGGUUGUAAGAGUUUUCAUAUUAAGCUUGAUGUAAUGUGCAAGACUUUAUAAAAUAUUCCCUCCCCUCUC